AUGCGUCUUUCGUACAGCGACCAGCUGAUUGGGCUUGAUCAGCAGCGCCGAGCAAAGGCAUAUGGGAGGGAGGCAAAGCGUUUUCAUCUCAAGCUUGUCAUCUUUGCUAGUGCGCUUUCGUACUUGGCAGCACGUGUUGCGGCGUGGAUAUACCCAAAGUCGGUCUCACAUACCUGGGUUGAUGAUGUUCUUGUUGAAGUUGUCGAAGAUGAUGGAUUAGAGCGUGUGUGCAGCAUCUUUGGAUGUGUCUUUACGGCCUCUUUGUUUUUUUUUGUCUUUCUGACGAUACGAGCGGACGUGCGUCGCAACUUUUUUCCUCCUUCACGUGGUUCUCGCGCUGCUGGUGAAAGAGGACAUCGGGUAAAGGGAUGGUCCGAAUCCUUCUCAUCGCUUGCUGUCCCUGCAUCAACUAUCUUUGGCGCUCUACCAAAGGCGGAUGGCUCUACCACCACCGCAGUUGGGAGCGCGCACCAUUUGCGACUGAACCAAUAUCAUCUGCCUCAACAGCAGCAGUCGAUCCGCACCGAGGCACAGUUGAACCAAUUUCUUUCAUCAAAGGAAUCCUCUAGCGAAAAUGGUGGUGGGGCACCGCUGGCUACUGUCACGGCUGCUGCCGCUGCUUCUUUUCCCACGGCAACGCCCUCCGCUCCUGCUGUCACUUCAUCGGCCCCCGGUGCGGGAAGUGUGUUCAGUGGGCCGCUAGUGGGUGGCGGCAUCGCGGCGGGUCCGUCGGACGGCAUUCGUGUACAGUAUCUUGGUGGCGCCGAGAAGCAGAGUGCGGCGCAGCCGGUGGACACGGAGUGGGCUGGUCUGGGCAUUCUCAGUGCUGAGCGCUCAAUUCUAAAGGCGCGCAGGUGGCUAUCGGAUCUCUGCCAAGAACUGGUGGAGGAGACAGCCGCCUGCGACCGCUGGUUUGCGGAACGUCAGAUCAGUUCUUUUGACACCACACAUUGUCUGCACGAGACUAUCCCUGGACCUCGGCCAUCCAAUUCAGCGGGUGUUGGCGUUGGUCUCCCGACUCUGCUGUCGUCAACGACACCCGCGGUUUUACGUAAGCUUGACGCUCUAUUGAACGAACGGCAGAAACUUGCGGGUCAGGCGCAGAAUGUGCAGAAUUUUGACGUCAUCCUUCAUCUUGACCAGCGACUUUCUCUUGAGGCUAAACUCGAUCCAUCCGGCACCUUUCCUUCGGCGUCACCUCUAUCGGUCGCAGAGCAGCAGGCGCAGCGGCAGUAUGUUAUCAAGCGACUGCGCGCCUUUGCGUCCCAGAAGACGCUGGCCUCAUACAGACACAACCACGGCGAUGCGGACGUCUGGCGGGAGGGCUUCCCCACAGACGCCCAUUUGCUGAUCCAUAUUGUUCGCGUCUGCGUUGAUGGGUUUGCUAACUACGUGAAGUUUUUACAUCAACCGAUGAACCCACAGCAAGACCUGGCAAUAUUUGUUGGUGAUACCGGAGAGCCGUAUUUUUACGUGCGGUAUCGUAGUGGACCAGAUGACAAGACGUAUGCGACACAUCAGGGUGUAAACUCCCUCUUUGAGGCAUUGCUGAUUUUUGCGGCGAUUGUGCGCGCGUACCACAACGACUCCUACGGUGGCAUCUGGGGUGUCAUGGACUUAUCGCAAACAGGCCUGCUGAAUGUGUUGUAA
Trypanosoma cruzi is the source of this 1650-nucleotide messenger RNA. RefSeq lists its product as uncharacterized. Bases 1 to 1650 code for a protein of 549 amino acids. The record is from RefSeq and is a predicted model, not a curated record. Lineage: Eukaryota; Euglenozoa; Kinetoplastea; Trypanosomatida; Trypanosomatidae. The transcript has a single exon. Gene Ontology annotation, cellular component: membrane.